This is a messenger RNA of Aspergillus puulaauensis, 1428 nucleotides long. Its product is annotated as putative transcription factor Rap1. Gene Ontology annotation, molecular function: telomeric repeat DNA binding. The transcript has 4 exons. Lineage: Eukaryota; Fungi; Ascomycota; Eurotiomycetes; Eurotiales; Aspergillaceae. Gene Ontology annotation, cellular component: shelterin complex. Gene Ontology annotation, biological process: telomere maintenance via telomere lengthening; regulation of DNA-templated transcription. The record is from RefSeq and is a predicted model, not a curated record. The coding region runs from base 1 to 1428 and encodes 475 amino acids.
AUGGCGUCAAACACGGCCGGAGAGGCUGAGCAGGGCAGACGUGAAGGGGAUGGGCAUGAUGGCAUUUUCCAGGGGAUGUCUUUCUGGCUGUCUGAGAACGUCCCUCAAAAACGUAGAUUCAAGGAACUCAUACAACAAAAUGAUGGCGUUGUGAAACUCCGUGAGAAGGAUGCGGGCGUGCUAAUAGUGGACCACAAGAGGAAGAAUCUCCCGCCCAAUGCAUACUCUUACCAGUUCAUCGAGAAGUCGAUCCAAAAAGGAAUACUGGAAGAUCUAGAGGUACACAAGGCUGGUCCUUCAACAGCCCGGCCUGUCGGGGCAACAAAUAUUCAAGCCAGAAGCCACCGGCUAGCAUAUACGAUAGAAGACGACCAAUCGAUUUUCGACUAUGUGCAACAAUUUGAAAAGAAUCCAAAGGCUUCAAUAUCUGGUAACAAGAUCUAUGAGGAAUUUGCAGCACAGCACCCCAGACAUACAUUUCAAUCGUGGCGCGAUAGGUACCUCAAGAGGCUUCGAGGGCGGCCACGUCCCGGCGGAAUGAUAGAACCUACUGCCGCCACGGCGGACAGUGAGGAAACUCGCAGAAGUCAGUCGGCCCACGCAACUACGUCACGCGGAGACCAAGUUGCAGCUGAAAGAAAUACACCACGACGGGGGCCACAGGAGAGGAAGCGGAAACGCAGCCCAGAACCCACAGAGUCUGGCGAACGCGAACCUAACCGCAUGGCUAGCAAACAACAAACGAAGGCAGCAAAUCAGCAUCCGAUACCACAGCCACCAGAAGUAGUGGUGCCUCAUGAAUCUCUGGUUGAGAAAAGAAAGUCACCACGCCGUGGGGAACCUCCAAGCCCCAAAAAGGCAAAGAUCACAACACAACAGCCACCAGAAGUAGCGGUGCCUCAUGAAUCUCUGGUUGAGAAAAGAAAGUCACCACGCCGUGAGGAACCUCCAAGCCCUAAAAAGGCAAAGAUCACAACACAACAAAAUACAGAAACCGCCGUAAAUCAGGAAUAUGCCGGCGGAACUAGCAUAGGCAUCGAUAACCUCUUCUUAGAGCUCCCCUUUCUCCCGCCAAGUCCAGCGGCCGAGGAGGAGGAGGAGGCUCCAGAGCAAGAUAUUGAAUCAUGGAUAGACAAUCGGCUUCGCGAAGGCAAGGGCGAUGAGGCCCAAAUCAUCGAGUCAUUACGCUGCACCAGUAUGGAUCCAACCUUGGCAGAUAAAGUGUUGGAUUCCAUAGCUGCAGGGAACAGUAUACCGGCUGAUAUGCGCGGGGUUUGGACAGCAGAGGAUGACAGAAGCUUGGAGGCACAAGAUACACGGGAGAUCCAACGGCUCAUGGACAAGCACGGCUCGGUGUACUUUGAUUAUCGGUGGGAAUAUCUCAACAUGGCACGAGCCGAAGGCCUUGAGAAUCCUUCAACCACUUAG